AUUAAUUUUUAUUAAAAGACUGUGGAUAAAAUUAACUAAAAAAAAAGUGAAGUUUGUGGUUGAAAAAUUACAAGAAAUUUAAGAGCAAUUAGAGAGACUGUUGUUGAUAAUAAAAAAAGCACGUGGUGGAAAAAAGCACUAACAGUUUAAAUAGAAGUGAUAGACAAGGAAGUCAGGGUGGUUCGUGGGGGGUCGGGAGGCGCGGACGCCCUGGCGACUGCCGGGGUGGUGUAUCCGCCCGCGACGGCGAGCCUGUUUCCUGGUCGCGUGCCAGCGGGACAUCAUCACCCCGAGCUCACCGGCACGUUGGAGCUGGGGUUCCCGCCCCGCGGCACCACCGCCUCGAUGGCGCUGGUGGCCCCGCCACCCUCGUGGACCUCGCGGGACCCCGGGGCCACGGGACUCACCGGAAAUAACUCGGGGCAGCCGCUCCAGGUAUGCCCGCCGCCGAUGCCCCCGACGCACUUGACGCCCUCCGCCACCCCCGAAGACAUCACCUGUCUGGUCCCCGUGGGGAACGUUCUCUCCUCCAGGGACCCUUUGCCCCCCAGCACCACUCCCGGGAGCCAGGCCAACAGUUCCCAGUCCGGAAGCUCCCAGACUGAUAAAUCUCCAAAUAUUGAGUGCGUUGUCUGCGGGGACAAGAGCAGCGGCAAACAUUACGGGCAGUUCACUUGUGAAGGAUGUAAAAGUUUUUUCAAAAGAAGUGUACGAAGGAAUUUAACGUACUCGUGUCGAGGAAAUCGUAAUUGUCCAAUAGAUCAACAUCACCGUAAUCAAUGUCAAUUUUGCCGGCUGAAGAAGUGCCUGAAGAUGGGCAUGCGCCGGGAAGGUAUGCAUUCGGUCCAAAGAGGAAGAGUCCCUCCGUCGCAGCCGUCUUUGCCAGGUUUGCCAGGUCAAUUUGCGCUGUCGAACGGGGACGCGGUGGCCUGUGCCAGCCUGAACGGACACUCGUAUCUCUCGUCGUACAUCAGCCUCCUCCUGAGAGCGGAGCCUUACCCGACGUCGCGAUACGGCCAGUGCAUGCAACCCAACAACAUAAUGGGGAUCGACAAUAUAUGUGAAUUAGCCGCGAGAUUACUGUUCUCCGCGGUGGAAUGGGCGCGAAAUAUUCCCUUUUUUCCCGAUCUCCAAGUCACCGACCAGGUGGCGCUCCUCAGGCUAGUGUGGAGUGAAUUAUUCGUACUGAACGCGAGCCAGUGCUCGAUGCCGCUUCACGUGGCACCCCUGUUGGCGGCGGCGGGUCUCCACGCGUCACCAAUGGCCGCGGACCGCGUCGUCGCGUUCAUGGAUCACAUUAGGAUUUUUCAAGAGCAGGUGGAGAAACUCAAGGCGCUUCAUGUGGAUUCUGCUGAGUACAGUUGUCUCAAGGCGAUCGUCCUCUUUACAACUGACGCAUGCGGGUUAUCAGACGUAGCGCACAUCGAGUCCCUCCAGGAGAAAUCUCAAUGCGCAUUAGAAGAGUACUGCCGAACACAGUAUCCGAACCAGCCAACCCGGUUCGGAAAACUGCUCCUGAGACUGCCAUCUCUAAGAACAGUGUCAUCCCAGGUGAUCGAGCAGCUAUUCUUCGUCCGACUGGUCGGAAAAACCCCGAUUGAAACCCUGAUCCGCGACAUGCUGCUCAGCGGCAGCAGUUUCAACUGGCCCUACAUGUCCACAAUGUGACACUCUGUAUGGCGGCAGCUAGCUUCCGCAUAACAAUAAUCAUACUAUCCAUCGCCUUGCCAUUGGCCAUAAAAUGGUCUCUGGUCAAUGCUCUGGUACCUCCAAAUCACUUUAAUUCUUCGACAAUAUAAAUGUGGAAUUGGAACAGUCAAAAAAUCA
This is a messenger RNA of Cotesia glomerata, 1827 nucleotides long. RefSeq names its product steroid receptor seven-up, isoforms B/C (gene svp). Gene Ontology annotation, biological process: regulation of transcription by RNA polymerase II; anatomical structure development; cell differentiation. Lineage: Eukaryota; Metazoa; Arthropoda; Insecta; Hymenoptera; Braconidae. Gene Ontology annotation, molecular function: nuclear receptor activity; RNA polymerase II cis-regulatory region sequence-specific DNA binding; zinc ion binding. The transcript is spliced from 4 exons. The record is from RefSeq and is a predicted model, not a curated record. Bases 346 to 1668 code for a protein of 440 amino acids.